GCAGCUUGGAUCCAGAGACUGCAGCACCUCCUCAGCUGUGUUAGCCCACCUGACAGCACCGCACAGCGGACAGGCAGCUGCCGACAGCCUCCCGGUUCACAUCGCGACACACCGCGUCCUGCUGGAGGGGAAUGGGGGGGACCUAGCCCGCUGGCUGACUUACUAGAUUUCUCUAGAAGCGGAGAAAGGCUCGCAGAAAGAUGGUAUCCUGGAUGAUUUCGAGGAUAGUUGUCCUUGCCUUUGGGACGCUCUACCCAGCAUACUCCUCAUACAAAGCUGUAAAAACGAAGAACGUGAAGGAAUAUGUGAAGUGGAUGAUGUACUGGAUAGUGUUUGCGUUGUUCACUACAGCUGAAACGGCCACAGACCUGCUCCUAUCAUGGUUUCCAUUUUACUUUGAGCUAAAGAUUGCCUUUGUAAUCUGGCUCCUGUCCCCAUACACCAAGGGCUCCAGUGUCCUCUACCGCAAGUUUGUUCACCCAACACUGUCCAACAAAGAGAAGGAGAUCGAUGAGUACAUUGCGCAGGCCAAAGACAGGAGUUACGAGACCAUGAUGAGGUUUGGAAAGAGAGGUCUCAACCUGGCGGCUAAUGCUGCUGUCACCGCUGCCACCAAGGGGCAGGGUGUGCUGUCAGACAAGCUGCGGAGUUUCAGCAUGCAGGACCUGACUCUCAUCAACGCUGAGGAUGAGCUGGCUCUGCACACUUCAGACACCCGCAAGAGACGGGACACCAUGGACGAGAUGAGCUCAGGGGCCAGCACGCUGCCCCGGGCCAAAAGCACCGCUGCACGGCAGAGCCGCUCUUUGGCAGCCGCGUCCCUUGCUGAUGACACAUCAUCCCAACACAGCUCGGACCAAUCAGACACAAGGACCGAACACUCUGAUGAAGAUGUAGGAGACAAAGCCCCCAAACGCAGUACCAGCGUCAAGACAACCAAGAAACCUGCUGCUGCUAAAACAGAGACUCAAACUAAGACGGUGAAGAAGCCCGCCAAGAAAAAGACCACGACUAAUAACGCAGAGACACCACCAUGAGGCCUGCUGUCUACAUCCACCGGCCUACACUGGCUCCACCCACAGCCUGCAGGCCCUUCUUCCUCCGUUUGGUUCCCACACAAACACAUACACACUGUAUAUACAUCAAGCACUGACAUUGUGUCACUCUUGCUGGUUUUUAGAGCAAAGUGCAGGUUUUGGUUUUUAGCAGUAUGUGAGCACCCUUAGGUCAGGAACAGUUCUGCUACAUUUACUGGGUUGCAUAUUUUGUCUCACUCUUUACUUACUGUGAGCUCAUCCCAGAUUUAACAGUCAGGGAUGGUUCUUUAGACAUGUUUUUGAGUCUAGUAAUGCUCUGUAAUACAUCCAUAAAUGCUACUUUUUCCUUCAACCCCUGGACAUAUAAGUUCCUGUAGUAGGUGACAAUGUAAACUGGCCAGUGUUCUCGUCUCACUUGAUCACCUCCAGUUGUCCUCUGGGCUACUCGAGCAUGGCUCCAGUUGAAAAAUGAAAACCUUACUCUUUCUUCAUGUGCAGGUUUUGUGGCCUGCGGUCCUCAUCUGGACCUAACAAUGAUGGUAGAAAUCCUCAGAUGUUGUCUCCUGAGCACAAAUCUCCCCAAGACAGUUGGCUUUUACAUGCGACUAAGGUUUUUUUUUUAUUUUUACUGAAGAGUAAGGUUGUUAAAUCAACUAUUAAGCCUUGACCGAUAGUUGCAGAAAUACUCAUUACUGUUUAGGACCUAAUAGUUUUCCAAUUUUGACUACAGCUCGACUCUUAACGCAACCACCACGUCCUAGCUCAUGUACCUCUCUAGUUUUACAGGAUGACCUGUGAUCAAAUAUAUUUGGAUUCUCUAUUUUACCUUAAUUUUAACCUCUUUAACUGCAACUAUGGCCCAGCAGCCUGUGGGAGCUUCCCCUCUUUAAGUCUGUAUACCUCAGAGUGAGUCUGGCUCUGCUAAGUACAGGUCUCACAGCAACUUUCUUCCUCACUGCUCUAAUGUGACUUUCAUGUCCUGUGCAGCCAAGGUGAUGGAACGGGCUGUUUAGUGUUGGCUAAGUUAUGCUUAUUUGUUGUUUGUUAAAUGUGCUUUAUGAAUAAAUUUGGAUUGGAUUUGGAUUUUGGAUCCUUUAUCUAUACUUCACUCUCUUCUUUAAUGCAGUUUUAUCCAGGUCUUUUGGUCAUGUGAUAUUAGUAAUAAUAAGUAUGAUCCAUUGUGCAUAGCUGGGCCUCUUGAAGUAAUGCUGUAACUCCCAGUGAAUACAGUAGUCAUAGAAGAGCAGCAGACACUUGUGCGAUAGCAUAUCUGCUUUCACCACAGUAGAGAUGUCUGCAUAUUGUUUGUGUUAAACAUUAAAAAGUCAUGGAGUAGUUCUGCACUUUCUCACUCCUUUCAUCUAGCUAUGUGGUGACGCUCUGCCUCUCUGUAAUGUUUAUACAUCUCAUGAGCCAGGAUAAAGCAAAGCAAUAUGGAAAUAAUUAAACCAAAACCAACAUCAGGAGAGUGUGAGGAAUUAUUUUCUCAUCCCUGCGCUGUUGUUCCAGACAUGGAGGAAGUGUCAGACCAGGCUCCGGGUGUUUCUAAACACACUGGACUUUUGUUGUGGGAUGGGCUCCUCUGGUUGCCAGCCACUGCACUGGGCGUGUGUUUUUCAGAGUGCUCUAAUGAGAGAUUCAAAAGCAGCAGACGACUGCACUCAUUACUGCCGUCUGCAGUGUGACACUACUUUUAACCAGUAGGCGGAGACAAACCCCACCUCAACUUUUGGCAGAGUUACUAAACAGUAUGUAACGCAAUGUAAAUAGUAAUCUUGUCUGUAUAUACAGAAUGAGCUUGCUUGCCUUAUUCAUUCUCUGGACUUAAAUCCAUUUGAUUUUUUUUUAAAUCUUAAUGUGCUUUUUUAAAUUCUUAGUCUUGACAAAUCUUAUGUUCUGAAACUGGAAAAUAAGCCCAGAUUUCACCAGUGUGGACCUUUUUAACAUGGUUACCCCCCCCCCCC
Molecule: messenger RNA, 3001 nt
Organism: Plectropomus leopardus (leopard coralgrouper)
Lineage: Eukaryota; Metazoa; Chordata; Actinopteri; Perciformes; Serranidae
Gene: reep2
Product: receptor accessory protein 2
Biological process (GO): endoplasmic reticulum tubular network organization
Cellular component (GO): cytoplasmic microtubule; endoplasmic reticulum membrane; endoplasmic reticulum tubular network
Molecular function (GO): microtubule binding; taste receptor binding
Source: RefSeq, a predicted model, not a curated record